AUGAGUGGAAAAAAAUGGACUUGCAAUAUUAAAUACGUUCAGACAAGAGAUUCAGGCGUUUAUGAGUGUCAGUUAUCUACACAUCCGCCUAUGGGAAUACUAACCAACACUCAUGGUCAUCAGCCGGUAUCACACAUCACUGGCGGGCCGGACAUGUACGCCCAAGAAGGCAUUGACGUGACGUUGUUAUGCUCGUCUGAGAACUACGCAUCCCGCCCACUUCUUGUUCUGUAUCACGAGUUCGAGAUGAUCAACUAUGAUUCGAAAUCGAAGUGCCUCGUGACCUGUUCGGUGACCCGAAAGAAAAAGGAGAACAAGAACUCCAGCAUCCAGAGAGUAACUGUACCGAUCGAGCUUCCGCAGAGGAAGGUUAACUGUUUUAAGUCGCGAGGUGAGAGUGAACUCCUGCCUAACAGGUGUAAGCAACAGGAAGUUCUGGUAAUUUACACCUGCGUCCCAGCUAAUGCCAGGCCUUCAUCAGUGGUCCUUCAUGUUAUUACAGGAUGGUUCUAUAGGAGGCAUAUCACCCUAGGAAUUAAUUACUAG
Penaeus monodon (black tiger shrimp) is the source of this 546-nucleotide messenger RNA. RefSeq lists its product as uncharacterized. The coding region runs from base 1 to 546 and encodes 181 amino acids. Gene Ontology annotation, biological process: synapse organization. The transcript is spliced from 6 exons. The record is from RefSeq and is a predicted model, not a curated record. Gene Ontology annotation, cellular component: neuron projection membrane. Lineage: Eukaryota; Metazoa; Arthropoda; Malacostraca; Decapoda; Penaeidae.